Gorilla gorilla gorilla (western lowland gorilla) is the source of this 3773-nucleotide messenger RNA. It is a transcript of the gene PTCHD4, whose product is annotated as patched domain containing 4. The transcript has 3 exons. The coding region runs from base 7 to 2547 and encodes 846 amino acids. Lineage: Eukaryota; Metazoa; Chordata; Mammalia; Primates; Hominidae. Gene Ontology annotation, cellular component: membrane. The record is from RefSeq and is a predicted model, not a curated record.
UGUCACAUGUGCUUUUUAAGACGGCCGGGAGCGCCUGCGAGCUGGAUCUGGUGGAGGAUGCUGCGGCAGGUGCUUCGCAGAGGGCUCCAGUCGUUCUGCCACAGGCUGGGUUUGUGCGUGAGCCGGCACCCGGUCUUUUUCCUCACCGUGCCCGCAGUCCUGACAAUCACCUUCGGCCUCAGCGCGCUCAACCGCUUCCAGCCCGAGGGCGACCUGGAGCGCCUGGUCGCUCCCAGCCACAGCCUGGCCAAGAUCGAGCGCAGCCUGGCCAGCAGCCUUUUCCCCCUGGACCAGUCCAAAAGCCAGCUCUAUUCGGACUUACACACCCCUGGGAGGUAUGGCAGGGUGAUCCUCCUCUCCCCAACCGGGGACAAUAUUUUGCUCCAGGCUGAGGGGAUCCUGCAGACCCACCGAGCCGUGCUGGAAAUGAAGGAUGGGAGGAACAGUUUUAUUGGACACCAACUGGGCGGGGUAGUGGAAGUGCCAAACAGCAAAGAUCAGCGGGUCAAGUCAGCCAGAGCCAUUCAAAUCACCUACUACCUCCAGACCUAUGGCUCUGCCACCCAAGACCUCAUAGGGGAGAAGUGGGAGAAUGAGUUCUGCAAUCUUAUAAGGAAGCUCCAGGAGGAGCAUCAAGAACUCCAGCUCUACUCUUUAGCAUCCUUUAGCCUCUGGAGGGACUUUCAUAAGACCAGCAUCCUGGCCAGAAGCAAGGUCCUGGUGAGCCUCGUGCUGAUCCUGACCACAGCCACCCUCUCCAGCUCCAUGAAGGACUGCUUGCGCAGUAAGCCCUUCCUGGGUCUCCUGGGGGUGCUCACAGUAUGCAUCUCCAUCAUCACAGCAGCAGGGAUCUUCUUCAUCACCGAUGGAAAGUACAACUCCACCCUGCUGGGAAUCCCGUUCUUCGCCAUGGGUCAUGGAACUAAAGGAGUGUUUGAGCUUCUGUCUGGAUGGCGGAGAACAAAAGAGAACUUGCCCUUCAAAGACAGGAUAGCGGAUGCCUAUUCUGAUGUGAUGGUCACCUAUACCAUGACAAGCUCCCUGUACUUCAUCACUUUUGGCAUGGGUGCCAGCCCAUUCACAAACAUAGAGGCUGUGAAGAUCUUCUGUCAAAACAUGUGUGUCUCCAUUCUGUUGAACUACUUCUACAUUUUCUCCUUCUUUGGCUCCUGUCUGGUCUUUGCUGGCCAACUAGAGCAAAACCGCUACCACAGCAUCUUUUGCUGUAAGAUCCCUUCUGCAGAAUACCUGGAUCGCAAACCUGUGUGGUUCCAGACAGUGAUGAGUGAUGGGCAUCAACAGACGUCCCAUCAUGAGACGAACCCCUACCAGCACCACUUCAUUCAGCACUUCCUCCGUGAACAUUAUAAUGAAUGGAUUACCAAUAUAUACGUGAAGCCAUUUGUCGUCAUCCUCUAUCUCAUUUAUGCCUCCUUCUCCUUCAUGGGGUGCUUACAGAUCAGUGACGGAGCCAACAUCAUCAAUCUACUAGCCAGUGAUUCGCCAAGUGUUUCCUAUGCCAUGGUUCAGCAGAAAUAUUUCAGCAACUAUAGCCCUGUGAUAGGAUUCUAUGUCUAUGAGCCCCUAGAGUACUGGAACAGCAGCGUCCAGGAUGACCUAAGAAGACUCUGUAGUGGAUUCACUGCAGUGUCCUGGGUGGAGCAGUACUACCAGUUCCUGAAAGUCAGCAACAUCAGUGCCAAUAACAAAAGUGACUUCAUCAGUGUCCUGCAAAGCUCAUUUUUAAAAAAGCCAGAAUUCCAGCAUUUUCGAAAUGAUAUCAUCUUCUCCAAGGCAGGGGAUGAAAGCAAUAUCAUUGCUUCUCGCUUGUAUCUGGUGGCCAGGACUAGCAGAGACAAGCAGAAAGAAGUCAUAGAAGUGUUGGAAAAGCUGAGGCCCCUAUCCCUCUCAAAGAGCAUCCGAUUCAUCGUGUUCAACCCCUCCUUUGUCUUCAUGGACCAUUACAGCUUGUCUGUCACAGUGCCUGUUUUGAUUGCAGGCUUUGGUGUUCUCCUGGUGUUAAUCCUGACUUUUUUCCUAGUGAUCCACCCUCUGGGAAACUUCUGGCUAAUUCUUAGCGUCACCUCAAUUGAGCUGGGCGUUCUGGGCUUAAUGACACUAUGGAACGUCGACAUGGAUUGCAUUUCUAUCUUGUGCCUUAUCUACACCUUGAAUUUCGCCAUUGACCACUGUGCACCACUGCUUUUCACAUUUGUAUUAGCAACUGAGCACACCCGAACACAAUGUAUAAAAAGCUCCUUGCAAGAGCAUGGGACAGCCAUUUUGCAAAAUGUUACUUCUUUUCUUAUUGGGUUAGUCCCCCUUCUAUUUGUGCCUUCGAACCUGACCUUCACACUGUUCAAAUGCUUGCUGCUCACUGGGGGUUGCACACUUCUGCACUGUUUUGUUAUUUUACCUGUGUUCCUAACGUUUUUCCCCCCUUCCAAAAAGCACCACAAGAAAAAGAAACGUGCCAAGCGAAAGGAGAGAGAGGAAAUUGAAUGCAUAGAAAUCCAAGAGAACCCGGAUCACGUCACCACAGUAUGAGGGGUAUAGACCAGUGGAUUAUUUUUCUUUUCCAGUAUUGCACAAUGAUGCAGGGCAAGUAAAGCUCAGACCUCAGCUGCUUGGGCUGGCCAGGGGUAACAAGGCAAGUCAGAUCAAGAGUGCAUUAUUCAUGACACUUCAAGGUGCCUGCUUCUUGGGGGGGAAGAGGGAAUUAAAAAAAGAGGAAAAAGUUAUUUGCAACCUUGUUCUCCUCUAAAAACAAGUUUCUGGAUGUAAUCUGAGAGCUCUUCCAAGGAAUGGAUGAAUCAAUGGAGUGUUAAGAUAGAACGCCAAAAGAACCACCUGCUUUUAAAAAUAAAAUGCUUAGGAGUGAUGGAGAAGCAAGGAAAGGUGUCCUUCAAAUAGGGGGAAAGGCAUAAGAAAUGUGCCAUGGCACUUUUCAUGCUUGUUUUUGGAACAGGUUGGUCAAAGGAAACCUAUGCACUUGGGAAGUACAUAUUUAAUACUGUCUAAACCAAAGGACUUCCCAAUCCAUUUUGUGUGUACAUAUAUAUGUAUAUAUCCCAUAUAUACAUAUACUUAGUUUUGUCUUUAGGGUACAUUGACGUUUAUGUGGAGGGAGGUGUCCAUUUGAAGAUAGGCUGGCCUUUCCCUAGAAAGUCAAAUCAACCUUAGCCAAAUUUAUAGAUUCAUUAAUAGCCGUUCUAAAUCAACCCAAGUGUCUCAGCAGUCAGAGUGUCAUUCAACUGUGGGAUGAGCAAAAUAAACAGAGAUGUGAGUUCAUUAGAUUAUGCAUAUCAUGUCAGCAGUCAUCUAGACUUUUGCUUUGGAUGACUUCACAAAAAAACACAAAAGGCAUUUGAAUUAAUUACCACAUGGACAAGGUUUACUGUUUUAUAUUAGAAAUAAACAGUUGAUAUGGAUUUUCAUUGGCUUUUACUGUAUUUGGAAGGCUGAUAUGGCUGCUUUCAGUGAGCUCACCCAAUUGCAAAUGAGCACUUUACACAGAUUAUCCAUACAUGAGUCUAAGGGUGCACAAGUAUGUGUAUGUGAGUUGGGGUACUCCAUAGUUACACCGUUCUUAUUUUAGAUAGGGAAAAUAACUGUCAUGGAAUAUAGAUAAUUAACACAGGAGAAAGGAGACAUAACUAGGAAACUCGUAGAGUGAAAUAGAAUAAAAUGGACCAUACCCACUCAUCACAUGCCAUCUACUAGUUCUUAGCACAAGGAAACUAUUCUAAUCCUAUGAAUUCUAGUGUAUUCCU